AUGUCGUCUGAGGAAAACCAACCGCUGCUUUCUAGUCCGCUCCCUUCCGAUUCUUCUUAUCUUCCGACAUCUAGGUCUGAUAUCCGAGAAGACAAGUUUACUCUACCAACUCCCGUAGGACCAACAUAUUUUGAUUUAGGCUUCAUGUGGUUCACAGUAGCAACGUCGGGUGUCAUACUGUUUACAGGGACGCUGUGGUGGAUUCUUUUCCAGGCAAACUCGUCAUUGUUUUUACUACAUCCAACAUGCAUGAGCUUUGCUCUCGUUUUUGUAACCGAAGGUGUACUUCUACUCCAAAGAACAGAAACAGUAGAGCAGAAGGAAGAAGGGGCUCAUACACAUAAAUGGUUCCAGAUUAUUGGUCUCAUAUCUGCAAUUUGUGGUUUCGCCGUAAUAGUCUCUAACAAGGCUAUUCACGCCAAAGAGCAUUUUUAUUCCGCUCACGGAAAAGCUGGCUUGACAACCAUCAUCCUCCUCAGCAUACAAGCUUCCUUUGGUCUCGUCAUGCUCGUAUUUCCAUCCGCCCUCGGUGGUGUCCGUCAAGCAAAGGCAAUGUACAAAUACCAUCGCUUGUCUGGAUAUUUGGGGCUAUUCUUGAUCUGGCUCACAGCGCUCGGAGGUACGCAGGCCAAUUGGACACUCUCGCAAUUUGAUCAUGUGUGGGUAUGGCUACUCGCAAUUUCGUUAGUGGCCAUCGGAGUUGGGUUCAGAGUCAGAAUUAACAAGAUGAAAAUAAAGUAA
Molecule: messenger RNA, 741 nt
Organism: Paraglomus occultum
Lineage: Eukaryota; Fungi; Glomeromycota; Glomeromycetes; Paraglomerales; Paraglomeraceae
Source: the annotation of a GenBank genome assembly